CCGAAAUCCACAACACUCAUUACAAUCACAACACUCUCCUAAAGGGCACAGCCGAAAAUGACAACCCUCCGACAAAUCUUCCCCCCACCGCCAACCUUCACCGACCGCACCAUCCCCGACCUCACCGGCAAAACCAUCCUCAUCACCGGCGCCACCUCGGGCGUGGGCUACCACGCCGCCAGCCUCCUGUACGCCAAGCACGCAACCGUGUACAUCGCCGUGCGCUCCGCCGCGAAAGCCCGGGCCGCCAUCGCCGCCAUCCAGGCCUUGCCGGAGUGCACGCACAGCCGGGGCCGAAUAGCGUUUCUCGCGUUAGAUCUCGCCGAGCUGGGCGGAAUCAAGCGCAGCGUUGAGGAGUUUCUGGGGAAGGAGGAUCGGCUGGAUGUGUUGGUUCAUAAUGCCGGGGUGAUGACGCCGCCGGCGGGGAGUAGGACUGGUCUCGGCCAUGACCUCGAGAUGAGCACGAAUUGUCUCGGUCCCUUUCUGUUGAAUCAGCUCCUUCUUCCGGUGUUACAGCGCACGGCUGCUUCUGCGGAGCCGGGGAGUGUUCGUGUGGUCUGGGUGGCUUCGUUGCUCUCUGCGUUCGUUGCGCAUGGGGGGAUUGUAUUUGACGAGGAGACUGGCGCCCCUCAGGUGCUUAAGAAUGCGAUGGAGAAUUAUAUGCAGAGUAAAGUCGGGAAUGUGUUUUUGGCGAGUGAGAUGGCGAGGCGGUUCGGUGGGGACGGGGCGAUGAGCUUGAGUGUGAACCCCGGACUCAUGAAGACGGAGCUCCAGCGGCAUAAUUCGCCGGCGCAGGGCAAGAUUAUGGGAAUUCUCUUCAAAGGCCCGCGGUACGGAGCGUAUAGUGAGCUGUUUGCGGCGCUGUCGCCGGAGGUUACUCCCGAAAGGAACGGGGCAUUUGUCAUUCCAUGGGGUAGGUUUGGGACGGUGCCGUGUCAUAUUGAGAAGGGUUUGGCCAGUGAACAGGAUGGGGGCACGGGGGCGGCGGAGAGGUUCUGGGGGUGGUGUGAGCGGGAGACGGCUGCUUUUCGCUGA
This is a messenger RNA of Aspergillus aculeatinus CBS 121060, 1035 nucleotides long. RefSeq names its product NAD(P)-binding protein. The transcript is spliced from 4 exons. Lineage: Eukaryota; Fungi; Ascomycota; Eurotiomycetes; Eurotiales; Aspergillaceae. The record is from RefSeq and is a predicted model, not a curated record. The coding region runs from base 58 to 1035 and encodes 325 amino acids.